GCGGUUGGCCCCCCUGCUCCCGCACAUAACCUCUUUCUCCAGCUACCAACUUCGCAAAUUUCAAACGAAAAGUCAUUUCGUUCCAGUGAUGUGGUCAAUUUAUUGGUAAAAUUAUAAAAUUUGCACAACCAUCCCAAGAUGAGCGGCCAAGAAAGCGAAAACAACCCGUCGGUCAACGGCCAAGUGGCCAAACCGGACGAAAACCAGCCCGCAGAGAAUGCCCAAGAAGCGCAGCGCCAGCCCACCCGAAUGGAGUCCUUUUUCGCGCUAACCAAGUCCCUGAUCAUCCGCGCCUUGAUAAUCUACUUCAUCACGUCAUUCUUCCGAAGGCCUGCGCCGCCUCAGACUAACAACACGGGGGCCGCGACGCCCACGUUCACCGCGAAAAACAUCUUCCAGGAGGGGACCCCGUUGAGUUUGCACGUGUACGUCAGUGAAAAGGAGCAAAUGGAGGAUUUUAGUUCGGUGGAUUUGUUCUGGUAUAAAGAUAAUUUGGUUUAUGGCGACUGGACGUCCGGCGGGAGCAAAGAUGGUACCUAUUUCGUUGAAAAAAAUGUUACUAUCUCGGAUCAAAUGAGGAACAAUGGGUCUUUGUACUUGCACGCGUUUAUUACGAGACGUGGCGAAAGCCCCAAUCCACAAGCUAGUAAUUACGGGAAAAAUCAAAUGACGCGUGUUACAAAGCAGUUGAAUAAGUUUAAAAAACUGAAGAGCAGCGGCACUAAAAACCUCUUGACGGGAACCAGCGAGAAGGUGGAAGUCGAAGAUGGGAAAAUAGUGUCACAUUGGCACCCAAAUUUCACCAUAAACCUUGUUACAGAUCAGACUUCGUGGACAUACGGGGGGGUUCCAGCACCUCUGGACCAGUUUAUCAAGUUUACAGCUGAUGGCAAGUUUUAUAAGCCGGUACUUUAUGCUAACGAUUUUUGGAAUAUGGCGCGAGAUUAUAAACCUUUGAACGAAACGCUGCAUCUGCGAAUUUACUACCAACCUCUGACUUUGUUUAAGUGGCAGUUGUACGCUGCGCAAAACAUGAGACAAAUGUGGAAUGUGUGGGGCGACAAAGAGGGAGAGUCUGAUGAAGAACAAGACACUUUGAAAGAAACUUUGAUGGACACGAAUCCGUACCUACUAGGAUUGACCAUCAUGGUAUCAAUUUUACAUUCCGUUUUUGAGUUGCUCGCGUUUAAGAACGACAUCCAGUUCUGGAAUAACCGCAAUUCGUUGGAAGGUCUGUCCGUACGUUCGGUAUUUUUCGGGGUUUUCCAGUCUUUAGUCGUUUUGCUUUAUGUGCUUGAUAACGAAACUAAUACUCUCGUGCGGAUUAGCUGCUUCAUAGGUUUGGGAAUCGAACUAUGGAAGAUAUACAAAGUCGUCGAUAUUAAGUUCGAGAAUGGGCGUUUGACGUUCAAAGAUAAAGGGUCGUACGUGGACAGCAGUACCAAAGUAUAUGACAAUUUAGCAUUUAAGUAUUUAUCGUGGGUGUGUUUCCCACUGCUGGUCGGUUACAGUAUUUAUGCGUUGUUUUACCUAGAACAUAAAGGGUGGUACUCGUUCGUUUUAGAUUUGUUGUACGGGUACUUGUUGACUUUCGGUUUUAUCAUGAUGACGCCGCAGCUCUUUAUCAACUAUAAGCUUAAGUCGGUUGCGCACUUGCCUUGGCGCAUGUUGACUUACAAAUUUUUGAACACGUUUAUAGACGAUAUGUUCGCGUUUGUUAUCAAGAUGCCGACGAUGUAUAGAAUAGGGUGUUUCCGGGAUGACGUGGUAUUCCUCGUGUUUUUGUACCAGCGCUGGAUCUACCCCGUGGAUAAAACGAGGAAGAACGAGUUCGGCUACAGCGCGGAGGGGGAGGAAAACAAAGCCAUCGAAGGUCAACAAGAGAACACCGUAGAAAAUCAAGAAAGCAAGAAAACUAAAUAAAUUUAAUAUAUUUUGUAAAAUAAUUUAGUUGUUUAUACUUUGUUUUUUAUCAUUUCAAGUGAUGUCUUUCAGUAGUUGUUAGUCGCAGGUGUAAAGUAUUUUGCCUUGGACUGUAGAUGCUGUACGAAAUGUCCAAGCGGCGUUGUGCACUUUCGAUCUAUAGACUGAGAAAUAUUUCUUUUUAUGAGCCUGUAUGUUAUACAUGUUGUGGAUCUUUGAAAAAACGUGAAUAGAAUCUUCGAGUUACGA
This is a messenger RNA of Zophobas morio, 2172 nucleotides long. Its product is annotated as putative lipid scramblase CLPTM1. Lineage: Eukaryota; Metazoa; Arthropoda; Insecta; Coleoptera; Tenebrionidae. The record is from RefSeq and is a predicted model, not a curated record. The coding region runs from base 139 to 1923 and encodes 594 amino acids. Gene Ontology annotation, cellular component: membrane; endomembrane system. The transcript is spliced from 2 exons.